Molecule: messenger RNA, 1237 nt
Organism: Punctularia strigosozonata HHB-11173 SS5
Lineage: Eukaryota; Fungi; Basidiomycota; Agaricomycetes; Corticiales; Punctulariaceae
Exons: 3
Coding region: 95-1147 (350 amino acids)
Source: RefSeq, a predicted model, not a curated record
CUUCCAGAGCCUGGUGCUCCCAGUUUUUCCUUCUACGCCCCUAUAGUAACAUCUACGAACCCCUCACCUUACGACCCCACUAAUCCUCGUCAAAAUGGUCCAAAUCCGCUCCCUCAUCGCUGCCGCUGCCGCCGUGGCUGCUGUCACUGCUGCGCCCACCGCCCACCAGAAGCGUAUCGCACAGACGAUCUCCGACUCGACCCAGGCUUGGGUUGCUGCCUGCCAGAAGGCUGGUGGUGCUGACCAAUGUAACACGAUCUCUCAGACGGCGUUCCAAACCCUCUUGGCUGCGGGCAAGAAUUGCGAUCAGCAGGAUGCCGCUGACCAGAUGGUCGACCUGGCCAAGCAGCUAAACAACGACCCGGAGAUGAUCCGUCUGGCGCAGCUCUUCGUGCAGCAGCCCCGCAACGCGCCGGAUAGCCUCCAGGUUCCUUACUGUCAGACGGCACCCAAGAAUGCGGAGCUCAAUGGCCUCUUCCACUGCCAGUUCGCCGGCUCUGAUUUCACCAAGUUCUCUGGUGACCAGACCGGGAACUUGCCGCUCGGCGUCUCCGCGGUCAACCCGCCCGGCUCUUGCCCUGCAAAGACGGACGGCCCUGUCCCCGACGGCGUCCAGCUCAACACGCUCGUGACCGACCCUGGUGUACCCACCGCUGGUGGUGCCGCCUCAGCCAACUCCACCACCGUCGCCUCUUCCUCCUCCAACUCCACCACCGUUGCGGUAUCGUCGUCUGCCGCCGUUGACGACUCUGCUGCGACCACGGCUGCCGGUACCACCGCGGCUGCUGCUACCACCUCUGCUGCUGCAGUUGCCACCACCGCCGCGACCGCUUCCACCGGCGCUGCCGCGGGCGCUAAGCCGUUCACGCUCCAGAACGGCAAAGACGCGCAGGCACUCAACGCCAAAUUCGCCUCUCUCACCGCGUCGAGCACCUGCACGGACGGCGACCAGGCCUGCGUCGGCGGCGCGUUCGCGCAGUGCGUCGGCGGCAAGUUCGCUACCACCCAGUGCGCCGGCGGAACCCAGUGCUUCGCCCUCCCCCUCGUUAACUCGGCAGGCACUUCCAUCACCUGUUCCACCGAGGCUGAUGCCACCACCCGCAUUGCCGCGACUGGCGCGACUGGCGGCCUCACUGGCAGCGCAUAAACAGCUUGACGGUUUCGAGGUGUCGGAUGUUUACUUGCUUUCUUGGUGCUAGUCGGAGCUAUCAUUAGGCUGUAGUUGGUUAUCUCGACG